AUGUCGUUCCAGAGAAUAAGGGAUGUUUACCAGAUUCCAAGCAGAAGAGUGCAUAUAAUUGUCAAUGGUGUAGAUGAGGAUGAUUUCAGAGAAGAUUUGGAACUGGGAAAAGAGUUUAGAACCCAAAUUGGGAUUCCAAACAAUGCGAGCUUGGUUCUUGGUGUGGCUGGAAGAUUGGUUAAGGACAAAGGCCAUCCUCUGCUUUAUGAAGCAUACUCAAGGCUAAUUCGUAAGCACCCUAAUGUGUACUUGAUAGUCGCCGGCUCUGGACCAUGGGCGAAUCGCUACAAGGAUUUAGGGAGGCAAGUUCUUGUUCUAGGAUCUAUGGAUCCAUCCAUGUUAAGAGCAUUUUACAAUGCUAUUGACAUAUUUGUUAAUCCUACAUUAAGGCCCCAAGGGCUUGAUCUUACUCUAAUGGAGGCAAUGAUGAGUGGGAAGCCACUUUUGGCAUCAAGGUUUCCAAGCAUCAAAGGUACUAUUGUGGUUGAUGAUGAAUUUGGCUUUAUGUUUUCCCCCAAUGUUGAGUCCCUAUUAGAGGCACUUGAGGCAGUGGUGAAUGAAGGGAAAGAAAGGCUUGCAAGAAGGGGAAAGGCAUGCCGUGAAUAUGCAAAUUCUAUGUUCACAGCUAGAAAGAUGGCAUUAGCAUAUGAGAGGCUAUUCCUAUGCAUUAAAAAGGAUACAUUUUGUUCCUAUCCUUGACCAACUUAGAUUUGAUAGAUACUAUUCUUUUUUGUUUACUUUUGUUGUUUUUUUUCUUAAUGCUUCUUUCAUUCAGUAUUACAUGAUCACAGUACAAAUUCAAAAAUGUAUCAAUUCAUAUAUAGUUCUCAUAA
This is a messenger RNA of Arachis ipaensis, 833 nucleotides long. The record is from RefSeq and is a predicted model, not a curated record. Lineage: Eukaryota; Viridiplantae; Streptophyta; Magnoliopsida; Fabales; Fabaceae.